CACCCGCAGUAAGCUAUAUCUGCCUUUUGCGCUACUGUAGAUCUAUAGUCCAGACCCUCAAUCUGGAGAUCGUGGCGUGUCUACGUUGAUCUGCGCCUCACGAUGACUUUUUCGUGAUGUCCUUCAGCCUCACUGAGGUGUGUUUCACAGCAUAAGUUCUGCACAUCGGCAGGCAGUCUAUCCUCGGUCUUGGUCUUACAAAGUCGCUACCAGCGAUCAAACGCGACAAGGGUGUCUCGAAAGAUAUUGUGCCAAUAUCAAGACGACGACCAAAAUUCAUAACCAAGAUCAAAGUCGAAAUCCAGUCAAACCAAAAAGGCUAAAAGGCCCAGAGUAAACAUCAAUCGGUCGCCAGCAUCAUCACAAUCGACAAAAUCAUGAGCCGAAGUCCGAUUUCCCCAACUUCUCCCACCUCACUCGCCUCACCAGUCACCUCCUACUCCUCCGCCCUGUCCAACUACACCAACCUGAUCAUCGUCUGCGGUCACGCAACCUACAUCGGCGACGGCACCGACACCUCCGAAGACCAAUGGAUCCUCGCGCCCUUCCAGCGCUCAAACCGGGAAUGGCGCAAACGCAGCGAACACGAGACCUUCCUCGCGCACAUCCACCUGGCCGCCCUCAGCGCCCAACACGACUCCCGCGCGAUGAUAAUUUUCUCAGGCGCCCGCACCACCUCUUCCGCGGGCUCGCGGUCCGAAGCAGAAGGCUACGCCAUGAUCCUGCUCCAUCUGGCCCGGAGCAGCCCGAACCUAUUCUCGCGCGAGAUGCAGUUCGCCCUGGAGACGCACGCGACGGAUUCCUACCAGAACCUGCUCUUCUCCAUCCUGCGCUUCCGCCAGCUCACGGGCGCCUACCCCCGGGACGUGACGGUCAUCACGCACGCGUUCAAGGAGCGCCGCUUCCUCGAACAGCACGCCCCCGCGAUCAAGUGGCCGGCCCACCGCAUCCGGGUCGCCGGCCUCAAUCCGCCCUUCUCGGCCGUCGAGCUCGAGGAGGUCAUGCAGGGGGAGAAAAGCCGCGCGUAUGAUCUCUUCGCGGAGGAUCCGUAUGGGAUGAGGGCGGUUCUGGCGGAGAAGCGGCGGGCGAGGAAUUGGGAUGCUGCGAGGGCAAAUGUCUUCUUGGGGUUUGGGCUCGGAAAAGAAGUUGCCGGUCUGUUGGAGUGGAUGGGGGGUGUUAGUGGGUGGGAGACGUUUCCGGGGAGAUUGCCGUGGCAGGAUUGAGUACGAUUUUUUCUGUAAUUUCUAUUGGAAGACGAAGGCAAAGGAAAAGGGAAGGAAAAAGUCCUGGUGAUGAUGCAUCAGAUAUGGACUAGAUAUCACAUGAGGAUAUAUAUGAUGAGUACAUAGCAACAACUUUUGUCAGACCGUAGUCGAGACUUCUCUCCACUGCGACUUUACUGCGCAAACUGAAAAGUCACCAAACUCAUCGCUGGCAGCGCA
Messenger RNA from Dissoconium aciculare CBS 342.82, 1442 nucleotides. RefSeq lists its product as uncharacterized. The record is from RefSeq and is a predicted model, not a curated record. Bases 378 to 1223 code for a protein of 281 amino acids. Gene Ontology annotation, cellular component: cytoplasm. Lineage: Eukaryota; Fungi; Ascomycota; Dothideomycetes; Mycosphaerellales; Dissoconiaceae. The transcript has a single exon.